Sclerotinia borealis F-4128 is the source of this 582-nucleotide messenger RNA. Lineage: Eukaryota; Fungi; Ascomycota; Leotiomycetes; Helotiales; Sclerotiniaceae. The record is from the annotation of a GenBank genome assembly.
AUGGUUUCCACACUCUCCUCCUCCUCCUCGGGAGGGAUCCGCGAACGCUCCGCCGUCCUCCUAACACGCACCCGUACGAAAUACCGCUGGCCGCCCCUCCAAUUGAAUUUCUGGAUCUUCAUCAUGUUAAUCGCAUCCUCGACCAUCCUCGGAAUAUCUGCCUACUUCCUGUCCGUACAAAACCAAUUACAUCUACGCGUGCCGUGGUAUUUCCCUUACUGGGUUGUAUCGGCCGCUCUUGGUAUUGUAUUCCUAUUGAUUAUGUUAUGGUUGAUUUCGCAACGGCAAUUGCUUCCUGGCAUUGUUAUACUCGGGACGUUUAUUCUGUUUGUGUUGUGGUUGGUUGGGUUGAUCGUUUGGUCGAUUGAGCUUUGGGGUCCGACGGGUUCUGUCAAUGGAAAUUGUAAUUUGUACGUUACUGCGAAUCCUCAGAGCGGUGCGUCUACAAACACGUUGGCCUGGUUACAGCAAAAGUCGAUAUGUCAAAGUUGGAUUGCUGCUUGGGCUUUCGAGUUGAUCGGGGUUGUAUUUCUGUUUUGGAUGAUGAUUAUGAGUUAUCAGGUUUACAGAAUGGAUGAAUGA